AUGUCCACUGAUAGAGAAUGUGCACAAUGCAACUGGGUCAUGGACAGAGAUGACGUAGAUCUCACCGUAGCAACCAUGGUGAGCGACAUCCUUCAGCAGUACUCACGAGAUCCUCAUAAAACUCACGGUACAAACCGCUCGGGGAGCCCCUGCUCGACUCAGGCGUCUGUUCCUCUAUCCGAGAUUACUGGCUCAGAAGAAGAAGCCUCUCUCCGGCCCAUUGCUCACAGAUUAGGAACUGUUCCCCGUCCUGCUUCAAUGAAUGCAGUUGCAGACGUGAAGACGCGUCUUAAAGAGUAUAAGCAAAGGGUCAACCACCUGGAGGCAGAAAUUCGCAACCUGGAGCAGACACUCAUCGACGAGCGCACCAAAGCAUCCGUAUAUCAAAUGGAACAAGAACAGCUUAUUGCUACCAUGAAGGAGAGCUUUAAGCAAGAGAACUUGAAGCUGCUGGCGUCCAACAAGCAAAUUGUAGAGAAGCUCCUUGCAGAAAAAAAGGACCUGGCCGACAAGUAUGAGGAGCUGGCCAAUGAUCUCCACAAAGCCAAGCUUGAGCAGAUGGGCAACGUAACGGCUGCCUCUGAAAACGAAAUUCUCAAGACGCAGUUAGAUAAGCUUAAGCAAGAACACGUGUCACUAAAGGCAACCUUCGAUGAGCAACUUGAGAAGGCCAAACACAGAAUCCAAGUAACUGAAAGCAAGAAGCGAAAGCAAGCUGUUGAAGAGGCCAUAGAGCAGACCAAGCAUACGCUAGCAUUAGGAUUAGAGCCAAAGCUCCAGGAGAUGGACCUAGCUCAUAAGACAGAGACAUUAAAGCUCACAGCUGACCAUGAAACAGCUCUCCGACGGCAAAAGCAAGACCUGACUCUUCAGCACGAAGAAGCCUUGGCAAAGCAGCGUACAGAAAUUAUGAAGCAAACAGCAGAGGAAAUCGAUCAACUCCGCGAAGAGAUGCAACAGAAAAUCAAACGAGUCAAGGCAGAGUUACAGCAUGAACACAGCCUAGAACUAGAGACCAUCAAAAAGAAACUGCAAAUGGAGCACGAUGUGUCUGUCAGCACAGAGCUUACCAAGAUGCGCGGCCUUCUCAACGAAAAAACAUUAGAAUGCGACAUACUCAAUGACAAAUUGCAAAAGUUGAGUGCAGAAGCUCAGAAAUCUAUAGAGCAGCUCAAGCUAAGCUACAUAUCUGAGGUAGACAAGUACAGAGUUGCCUAUGCAAAUGAGGUUUCAGUGAUUAAAACGCAGUACAAGGAGCUAGCAAGAACACUCUGGUUGCAGAGUAAGCCAGAGAUGGUGGAGCAGGUAAGGACGGAGCGCGAUAAGAUUCUCAAGUCCAUGGCAAAGACAUGGGAUGAGAAGAUCGAAGCAGCUCGGCUGCAAGAGCGCACGGUGGUGACUGAAAAGGAGGCUGAGAUAGCUACAAAGGACGCGAGGAUUAAAGACUUGCAGCUACAACUUCUCAACGCUGAGGUAGAAACGAGCAAAUGUAAUGCAGAGCGGGAGGCUUUAACUGGUAGAAUUUCUCACCUUGUUAAUGAAAAGGAUUCUUUCAUGACUAGGCAAUCCUAUAGUUAUGCUAGGCUGCAGAUGAGUGUGGAGGACUAUCGCUGUCGAGCAAUUCGCCAGCAAACCAGACGGCGCGACUUCGAGGCCAAGAUUAAGAACAAGGUGCAGGAGAAGCUUCUGGCCAUUGCUCAGGAGAAAGACACUCUAAUAGCACAACUCACUGAAGCCCUGGAACUAGAACAGCAGCGCUCCGCCGAGUAUGUCGCACAGCUUGCUCAGCUGCAGGAGCUGACAAAUGCCGAGUGA
Messenger RNA from Giardia duodenalis, 1815 nucleotides. RefSeq lists its product as uncharacterized. The record is from RefSeq and is a predicted model, not a curated record. Lineage: Eukaryota; Fornicata; Diplomonadida; Hexamitidae. The transcript has a single exon. Bases 1 to 1815 code for a protein of 604 amino acids.